AUGGAAGAAUAUUACAAAACUAUGGAAAAUCUUGUAGCUAAUUUUUACUAUUCAUGCCAAUAUCAGGGAAAGAUCUAUUUUAUAUUCUCUUUGUAUGCGUAGGAAUAAUAUAACGAAAAAAGACUUGGAGUAAUUGACAUUAAGAACUAGAAAUUCAUGGAAAUUGAUGGUUUCAAAGAAGUAGAGUAAAAUAUUUGUAACUUUCUAGUAUAUCGUGGCUGGGUCUUCAUCCAGCUAGACAAUGCCUAAAUUCGAAUGUUUAAUUUAUUGACUAAAGAGUUUUAGAUGCUAACUUGGCUGAUGCAUUUCUAAUAAAGUAGCUCAAAGUUAAUCAUUAACAACUAGGGUAAACUAUUAAUUGUGAUUUAAGCAUCAGAAACACUUAAAAAGGGUAUGGCUCAUUUUACCAUUAUGUUAAAAUCAUUAAAAAGAAUUGGAGAUAUCACACCAGUAGAAGGAUUAUAUAAUAACUCUGAUCAUUUUAGUUAGCAGCAUGAUGCUGUUAAUUAUGUAACCGGCUAAGAGUAUAGUGCUAUUUGCAUCGAUAAUUAAAAUGGAAUCUAUUUGUACCUGGCACAUCAAUAUUAUAUUGAACUGCUCCUUUUCGGAGAAAUUUUGAGAACUCAAAAGUUAGAUAAAAAAGAAUCAAGAUUUAUUCCAACUGCUAUCUCCUAAGUUGAAAUACUUGAGACUAUUAAGAAGUAUCGUUUGAUUUUAUUUGAAGGCUAAGCUUUUGAAUCGAAUCUGAUUCUUGUAAGUGGAAUGGGCCUACUUAAAUUUUAGUGA
Molecule: messenger RNA, 786 nt
Organism: Stylonychia lemnae
Lineage: Eukaryota; Ciliophora; Spirotrichea; Sporadotrichida; Oxytrichidae
Source: the annotation of a GenBank genome assembly